Messenger RNA from Symbiodinium pilosum, 462 nucleotides. The record is from the annotation of a GenBank genome assembly. Lineage: Eukaryota; Dinophyceae; Suessiales; Symbiodiniaceae.
AUGCUCUCUUCAGUUACGCGCCGGCUCUCCAUGCAGGCAGUCCGUCCCACUGCUGCGCUCGUCCCAGCAGGUCUCCGCUUCCACUGCCAGGUGCCGUGCGGAAUCUUCACUGAUGAGCUGCGUGUGCAAGCAAUGAUGGAGGAUGCCUCCACGAUCCGUAAGGCCGUGGUGCAGGCUCAGGAGCUUCAUAAGGCCGGAGCCCUGCAGGACAUCCACCAGAUGGUUCGUUGGAUUGCCACGAAGGAGGACCAUGCCCAAAAGAUCAUGACCACCACUGCCGACUACUUCCUUGCCCAGAAGGUGAAAAAGGCAGAUCUGAGUGAAGAUGACUACCUCAAGAGACUGGCUCUGCACCAUGAUGUCAUGGUGGCCGCCAUGAAAGCGAAGCAGUCCUCGGAGCUGGGACCCGUGGACACUUUGGACAAAGCUAUCGAGGCGUUGGCCCCGAUCUACAAGAAGUGA